CCAAGACUAAGACGAAACAGUCAACUCCCCAUCAAAAAUAACGACCCAAAGGGACGCCUACAACAACUGAGCGUAGAAACUAAGACUGAACCCACUCCGGAACUGGCGGAAAACAACAAGUGUAAGCUCCAGAGCCGAGGAGAAGGGGGACAACAGACCAAAAGGCAGAAGCUGCUAGAAAGGGAGAAUCAACGAUUACCAGCAAGAAUAAGAGGAAGAGUGAGUCUAGACAGCCGAAAAUCAAACCAAGGAAAAAAGGCCAGUGAAGUCGGAGUCUUCAAAACAAGAAAUCAUCGAGAGAUCUAG
Messenger RNA from Plasmodium inui San Antonio 1, 306 nucleotides. RefSeq lists its product as hypothetical. Lineage: Eukaryota; Apicomplexa; Aconoidasida; Haemosporida; Plasmodiidae. The annotation marks the transcript as partial. The record is from RefSeq and is a predicted model, not a curated record. The transcript has a single exon.